GAAAACAGCCGCCAUUUUGGAUGCUUGGCGUCUUUUCAAAUGUGUUUUUCUAAAACUUUGUUGACCUUCAUGUCGUGAAAAAAUGCCAAGAGAACGAAAGUUACCUGCAAAACUACGCGAUUCAGCUACUGUCGAGGACCUGGAAGCAGCAGAGGAAGGAAGCACAUCCGCACCUGAAAGUCCCAUGAAGCUCCAAAGAAAAGAAUCUUCAUCUAGCUCAUCUGAUCUAGCAAGUCCAGGAGAAAAGAUGAACUUUAACAACACUAUUGGAUCCAAUGUACCCAUCACUAACAUGACACAUUUAACAUCAGCAGUUAAUCAGGGAAUCUAUCCAGCACAAAUGGGACCUGGUAAUGGUACAGUCCAAACAGAACCGAUGUACCCAUGUGGGAUCUGCCUGAAAGAAGUAGAUGAUAAUGACGAUGCUAUUCUCUGUGAAACAGGCUGUGGCAAAUGGUAUCACAGACUAUGUACUGGUCUGACGGCUGCAGCAUAUGGGUUGCUAACAAGUGAAGGGAAUGCUGAGUGGGUCUGCAAUAGAUGUAUAGAAACUAAAAACAUUCCUCUUGUUAAGUUAAAUAGCUAAUCACUACAGUAUUUAGUUUUACUGUCAUUAUCCACUUGCGCAAAAACUUGUACAGAACCUAACGUUUCAUACAUACCAUCCAUGUUAACUUAUCCAUCAUAGACGUUGUAUCCUAUUGCAUCGACACCAUGAAUCCCAAAUGUUUGACCACUUUUGGUUUUAUUGUAAUCAAAAUAUACUUCUACGUACAGAAUAUGUGUACCAAAGUAUCAGUUUUGCUUUUGAACAUUUUUCAGAAAGUGAUAUUAUUUAGUCUGUGAAAGAAAAUAUUAAAAUGACUAUUUACUUAGUA
This is a messenger RNA of Actinia tenebrosa (Australian red waratah sea anemone), 878 nucleotides long. RefSeq lists its product as uncharacterized. The record is from RefSeq and is a predicted model, not a curated record. Lineage: Eukaryota; Metazoa; Cnidaria; Anthozoa; Actiniaria; Actiniidae.